CAGCACGUUAAAGUCUUUCCUACAAGUCAAACUGACUCGUUCAACGAUUUUCCCAGAAGAAUCGUCUUCCACAAACGUGACUAUACGUGAUUCGUAGUCAUCAUCCAACUAAAAGCACGGCUAUAAAAACUUUUGUUCUCUCUGCUACAAUGGGCAGCCGAAGCAACAUGUCUCUUUCGACCACACUCCGACCAUGUCUCACACCUCUUUUCCUCGCCUUGUUUCUGAACCACUUCACCUACACCGUAUCUGGUAACUCGCCAUCUCUUUACACACCAGUCGAUAAUAUUAUGAUUAACUGUGGCUCCUCCGGCAACGCAACUGCAUUAGAUGGUCGGACCUGGAUUGGUGACAUGAAUUCUAAAUUCUUCCCUCAAGACCAAUCACAAAACCAGGUAUCUCAAGCCACAAUCUCAGUUAAACAAUCCCCCUCUGCUUCCCAACUACCCUAUACCACUGCCCGCUUGUCUUUCUCCCCUUUCACCUACAUAUUCCCACUCACUACCGGUCAAAAAUUCGUUCGACUAUACUUCUACCCAGCUUCUUACGGCAAUUUCGAUCGCUCUAAAGCCCUCUUCUCUGUCAAAGCUGGACCUUUUACUCUUCUUAACAGCUUUAACGCUUCACUUACGGCAGACGCCGAUGGUGAUCCUGGUGAUACCAUAUAUAAAGAGUUCUGUGUCAACAUCAAUGAAGAUGAGAGGCUGAACAUAACCUUCACUCCAAGCGAUUCCAAUUCAUUUGCUUUUAUCAACGGAAUUGAAAUCUUGUCCAUGCCUUCUUAUCUCUAUUAUACUCAGUCUCAGUCUGAUGAUCAAUCGAUCACUUUAAUCGGCCAGGAGAUGCAGUUCUACAGCAUCGGUAACGAAACUGCUCUCGAGACGUUAUACAGAAUAAAUGUUGGAGGGGGCUACAUCUCACGCACUGAAGACACCGGAAUGUUCCGGAGCUGGAGUCCAGAUGCAGAGUACUUGACAGAAGAUUUAACAUCCGUUCUACCUGUUAACACAACUAUUAAACUUAAGUUCACCAUAAUUCAACCGUACACUGCACCCGAAGAUGUAUAUCGAACUGCCCGGACUAUGGGGCCUAACAAAGCUGUCAAUAAGCUAUACAAUCUCACUUGGGAAUUUACCGUAGAUUCUCAGUUUGUUUACCUUGUUAGGCUACACUUCUGCGAGUUUCAACCAGAAAUUACUUUUAUUCACAACCGAGUGUUUCUUAUUUUCAUAGCAAAUCAAACUGCGGAGACUGCAGCCAACGUGUGGAAAUGGGCCGACAGCAGUACAGGUGUUCCCGUAUACAGGGACUACGCUGUGUCUCUACUUGGCGAAGAUAGCAAGAAGAAAAUGAACCUCUCUAUCGCCCUACAAGCAAACCCGAAUGACUAUGUGAGUAAUUACAAUGAUGCAAUCUUGAACGGUAUCGAAAUCUUCAAAGUAAGCGAUCCCAGUCGCAACCUUGCCGGACCAAACCCCGACCCACUUCUGUUGGCGCCUCCAAAGCCUGCGUCAUCGAUACAAUCAUCAGGGUCGAAGAAUAAUAGAACAAUAAUAUUCUCUGUAGUUGGUGGCGGACUUGCCGGAUUCAUUGUACUGUCUAUUAUUGGAUUCUUCAUACUCCGGCGGGCCAAGAGGGUGAAGGACUCUAGCUCUAGCGAUGGGACUGCUCGGUGGGGUCCAUUUUCUUUCGCUACCACGACCAAGUCAACAAAUACACGCGGGUCAAGUCUACCAUCUGAUAUGUGCCGUUACUUCACUCUGGCGGAGAUUAAAGCAGCCACUAAAGACUUUGAUAAUGCUUACAUUAUUGGUGUUGGUGGGUUCGGGGACGUGUAUAAAGGCUACAUUGAUAAUGGGACCACUACGGUUGCUAUCAAACGAUUAAAACCCGGUUCACAACAAGGGGCCCACGAGUUUGAGACCGAGAUCAGGAUGCUUUCACAGCUUCGUCAUCUUCAUCUCGUUUCUCUGAUUGGAUUUUGUAACGACGGAAAGGAAAUGAUUCUUGUAUAUGAUUACAUGGCUCAUGGGACCCUUCGUGAUCAUCUUUACAACACCAAUAAUCCACCUCUUUCGUGGAAACAACGGCUCCAGAUUUGUAUUGGUGCAGCGCGUGGGUUGAACUACCUUCAUACAGGUGCGAAGCAAACUAUCAUUCAUCGUGAUGUGAAGACAACAAAUAUCUUGUUGGAUGAGAAAUGGAUGGCCAGUGUGUCUGAUUUUGGGUUGUCUAAAUUUGGUCCCACUGGUAUAUCUAAGGCCCAUGUAAGCACAGUGGUGAAGGGUAGUUUUGGAUAUUUAGAUCCUGAAUACUAUCGACGCCAACAGCUAACUGAGAAGUCCGAUGUGUACUCAUUUGGUGUGGUGUUGUUUGAAGUGUUGUGUGCAAGGCCACCAAUUGUACGCACGGUGGACAAGAAGCAAGUGAGCUUAGCGGAGUGGGCUCGACAAUGUUGUCGCAAUGGAAAGCUUGAUCAUAUUGUUGAUCAAUUUUUGAAGGGUAAGAUUGCACCAGAAUGUUUGAAGAAAUUUGGUGAGAUUGCUGUGAGUUGUUUGCUUGACAAUGGAACUGAACGACCAUCGAUGAAUGAUGUGGUAUGGGGUCUUGAGUUCGCAUUGCAGUUGCAAGAAUGUGCAGAAAAAGAUAGCAGGCUUGAUUUGGUUGAUAUUGAGAUGGAGGAUGAUCAGAAAGCUUUCAUGCCCAAGUCCACCAUGAUUGAUAGUGAUGAAAUGUUUAGUAGCAGCAUUGGGCAAGUGUCAAGUACAACUAGUGAUAGUAGCGUGAACGUAAUAAGUAGAGAAUUUGAAGGUUUUGCUUUUAAAGAGUCAGAUAGAUUAAUGUCCUCUGGGGCAGUGUUCUCUGAAAUUGUGAAUCCUAGAGGCCGAUAAGAGAAUAUAUGCUUCGGAGGUGACAUUGUAGUAUGUUUUAUUUAGGUCGUGUUGUGGAAUAGAACUUGGUUUGAUAGCAAGUACUUUUAUUUCAGUUAUGGGGGAAGAAGAUGUUGAAUUGAGUUGCCAAAUAGCUCUCAGUGUACAAUAGUUAAUCUCUCUUUUUCUUUUUCUUUUUUUAAUAUAAAAAAUGUGUGAUGGUUAAAGGAAGUAGUUUUAUUUUAUGUUAUAUAUUAGUUAUUGAAUUGUUGAUAAAAUUAUUAAGGUAUUUAGAGCUUACAGAGAUUGCAUGUUUGUAACAUAAACAAGCUCUCUCCAUCUUCCUUGUAUUUAUAAAGGCAAAGAGAUUUAUUUUGUU
Messenger RNA from Quercus lobata, 3249 nucleotides. Its product is annotated as receptor-like protein kinase FERONIA. Bases 150 to 2891 code for a protein of 913 amino acids. The record is from RefSeq and is a predicted model, not a curated record. Gene Ontology annotation, molecular function: ATP binding; transmembrane receptor protein tyrosine kinase activity. NCBI's taxonomy places the organism in Eukaryota, Viridiplantae, Streptophyta, Magnoliopsida, Fagales, Fagaceae. The transcript has a single exon. Gene Ontology annotation, biological process: protein phosphorylation.